Messenger RNA from Rhipicephalus microplus (southern cattle tick), 1777 nucleotides. Its product is annotated as amine sulfotransferase. NCBI's taxonomy places the organism in Eukaryota, Metazoa, Arthropoda, Arachnida, Ixodida, Ixodidae. Gene Ontology annotation, molecular function: sulfotransferase activity. The record is from RefSeq and is a predicted model, not a curated record.
AUAGCAGCGCUUCGACACGUUCUUGCUCUCGGCAGUUGAGCUGCUGUAGAGGUGGGUGCUGGUGGCUAGCAACGUAGAAGCCUUAUUUGAAUUUCGGUCAUCACUACGAUGGACGAAGAACUGUACAAGGACUUCGAUGGACUGCCAUUGUUAGACUUAUACAACCAGGAAUCGCUCCGCUCGGCAAAAAAUUAUAAACCUCGACGCGGAGACAUUAUUUUGGUUUCAUAUCCCAAGAGUGGCAGCAACUGGACACACUUCAUAAUUUGGAACAUAAUGACAAGAGGCCAGCAACCUAAAGACAUCAUGGAACUGGGGCUGAGGUCUCCAUUUCUUGAAGUAACUGGGGCCGAAGUGGCGGAAGACUCAUGCAGGACAGGCCCCAUAGCAACUCACUUUCCGUACAAAGUCUUUCCACCGGUCGACCAGGCUAAGUACGUGUACGUGGCCCGGAAUCCCUAUGAUUGUGCCGUCUCCAUGCACCACUUCCUGAAAGGCCUGACUCCAAAGACAUACAUGGAUGUUUCUUUCGACAAGUUUCUGCGCCUUUUUCUGUCAGGAAAGGCUUUUUAUGGGGACUACUUCGACCAUGUACUGCCCUGGUACGAACACCGCCACCAGCCCAACAUACUGUUCAUCACCUAUGAACAGCUCCAGGCUGACGCCAAAGGAAUGGUUCUGAAGAUCGCACUUUUCUUGGUCCGGAACAUGCUGCCACUUGUAGGGAUGAUACUGUUGUUCAGAAAAUACUGAGAAACUGCAGUAUGGAGAGCAUGAGGGCUAUUUUAAAAGAGAACGUGAGCGCGCGGUCGAAAAAGAUUGCUGAGAAAGUGUCAGAGAAGUACCUUCAGAGGCUUGACACGACUGAGAAGGCAUCCGAAGGGAAUGCAGAGAUGCACGAAGGUGGUCAAUUUGUUCGGAAAGGAUUAGUGGGUGAGUGGAAAGAAUACUUCACAAUUGAACAGAUAGCUCGCACGAAGAAGUGGAUCUCUGAAAGGACUCAAGGAAGCGAUGUUACGUCGCUCUGGAAUGACCUCCGUCUGCCAUAAGGGAUCACCCAUGAAAAGCAUGGAACGAGGAAAGCCAAUGUAGCAUGAACACAGUAAUUGCCUUACUCAGUGAACACUUCAGGCUGAAUAGGUUGCCUAAACGAGAAGAAAAUAAUGACGGCAUCACUAGAAAAGAAAUUAUUUGAAGGCACAACAUUCUCACGUGAAAAAGAAGAUUACAACUUUGUUUUCAGGAAAGAGGUAGAAAAUAGAUACUCAGAAGCACGUUGGAUGGGGCUCCAAGUGGAGAGUAAUGGUUCAUAGCGCUUUUCGCCACCGAAGUUACAGCCGUAUCGCUCUGAUGCCACCUCGGUAUGCAUGAAAGAACUUUCUUGAUAAUUCCAGUUUAUUUCGUUCUACUCAAACUGCUUGCGCGACCACUUUGUAGAGUAGAAGUUGACAUAUAUUUACCCUACUUACUGAACAAAAAUUUUAGCAUUGCAUUAAACUCACUGAAGCCAUACCCCAGAAGCAAGUUUCUAUUACUUUCGUAUGUAUUACAUUAUAACUUGCGCGAUGCGUUUAAGUAUAUAUACCGCGGUUUCUCAAAUCUCUCACACAUUAUGAAUUGUGCUGUAGUGUGCAGACAAAUAUUAUCAAAAUUAACCAUUCAUAUAUAACUAAUCAAUGAGCGACUCUUAGCAUGCCCUUUCAUGAAAGAAUGAUGUGUACACAUUACAACCAAACUUAUCACCGUUACAAUUCCAAUAAAACUAUUAACCAAUCAA